AUGCGGAAAAGAAUAAAGGAUCAUAUAGAAAAUUGUAUCACUUGUCUAUUAGCGAAUGCGUCACAACAUGGCAAUGAAGGAGAAAUGCAGAUAGUUUCUGUUGCCUCUGCUCCAUUGAAGACAAUGCACGUAGAUAAUUUUGGUUCUUUGCAGCCGUCUGACGAAGGUUAUAAAUAUAUUUUGGUAGUAGUAGACGCGUUCACGAGAUUCUCUUGGUUGUUUCCUUCGCGCACUACAGGAACACGCAAAACCUACAAAUUAAUGCGUAUGAUAUUUGAUGUAUUCGGUGCUCCAAAUUGUUUGGUCUCUGAUCGAGGUACAGCUUUCACUUCGUCUGAAUUUGCCGAGUUUAUGAAAGAAUACCAAAUUAAUCAUCAGAAAGUAGUAGUAGCCGCUCCUUGGGCUAAUGGAAUAGCAGAACGUGUAAAUAGAUUUUUAAAAUCGUCCCUUUCAAGAACGACGGAAAAGGCAGACUAA
Odontomachus brunneus is the source of this 477-nucleotide messenger RNA. RefSeq lists its product as uncharacterized. The transcript has a single exon. NCBI's taxonomy places the organism in Eukaryota, Metazoa, Arthropoda, Insecta, Hymenoptera, Formicidae. Gene Ontology annotation, biological process: DNA integration. Bases 1 to 477 code for a protein of 158 amino acids. Gene Ontology annotation, molecular function: nucleic acid binding. The record is from RefSeq and is a predicted model, not a curated record.